Rotaria sp. Silwood1 is the source of this 1176-nucleotide messenger RNA. The record is from the annotation of a GenBank genome assembly. NCBI's taxonomy places the organism in Eukaryota, Metazoa, Rotifera, Eurotatoria, Philodinida, Philodinidae.
AUGUCAUCAGGACAAAGAUCUCUAAUUUCAUAUUUUCAAAGAAAAGAAAAUAUAGAAGAGUGUAACAACAAUUUCAUAAAAAGAAAAAAACUCAAUGAUAAUUCAAAUAAUAUUAUAAAUGAUAGUACAACCAAUAGACAUUUACUUUCAAAUACUGAAGCAUCAUCGGGUAUGCAAUCAAAUAUUAAUGAAAAUUAUUCAUUAUCCGCAACAAUAAUAACAACAAAUGACAAUACAAAACAACCUAAUAAAGGUGAAUUUCGUUGUAUAUAUCGUGAUUACUGGAAACCAACAAUAUCAUUCUAUGCUGAGAUGAAUGCAAGAACCAGAGAUGUUUUUUCUACACAACUUUUUGUCAAUUGGAAAAAUGCACCUGGGCGAUGUGGUACCUUACAAAAACACCAAGAAUCUACUUAUCAUAAAACAGCUGUACAAAAUUUAUCAUUUCGGCAAACAGAAGGAUCAGUAGUACAACAAUUAUUUAAUGUUAGUGAAUUAGAACGUAAAGAAAAUUGUCAAAGAUUUGGUGAUCUAUUAGAUGGCGUAUAUUUUUUAUUUAAACAUGAACUUCCACAUACAACAUUAUAUGCACCAUUACUGGAAUUAUUAUCGAAAAUUGACCGUAGUAAAAUAAUAUCAACAUUUUUUGAUAAAUAUCGACAGGAUGCUACCUAUGAUAGUACAACAACGGUAAAAAAAUUAUUACAAUCAACAAGUGAAGUAAUAGAUAAACAAGUCUUAACAAAAAUUUGUGAGUCAAGAAUUAUUUCAAUUAUGGCUAAUGAAGGCACAAAUAUAAACCAUCAUCAAAACUUUGCAAUCAGUAUACGCUAUUGUAAUCAAGAUACAGGUGAGCCAACAGAAUCAUUCAUUACUUUACUAAAAAUUAAAAAUAAAGAUGCACAAUCAAUAUUUGACACAAUUGUUAAAGAACUAAAAUCUAAAAAUAUUGAUAUGAUAAAAAUUCGUUUUACUAGCUUUGAUGGUGCAUUUGUUUUCAGUGGGGAAUUUAAUGGUGUAUCAGUGAAAUUUCGUCAGACAUAUUCAGAUUCAAUAUUGUUUAUUCAUUGUUGUACUCAUAUAUUACAAUUAUGUUUAUUAUCGGCAUGUGAAGAUAUACUUGAAGCACAAGAAAGUUUAGUAACAUUGAAAUCAUUAUUCAAUUUUAUUAAUUAA